AUGAUUUUUAAAGGUUUUUUUUGCAAUAAAAUUAACUAAAAUUUACUAACAUACAUUUAACGAUGGUAUUCUAUAAAAAAGCCUGAUCUGAAUUUUGAAACUAUUUAAAUUGGAGAUCACAACAAUGUCUAAGAAGAUAUAGAAAACUAUAAAUUUUUAUUUGAUUAAGCAUUCCUAUAUUUUUCUUAACAAAAGUUUGAAGAAGCCUAAAUUUACAUUUAAUUAGCUAUAAGAAUUAACCCCUAAUCAGACUACAUGUGUCAUCGCCUUUUAGGAUAAAUUUUCUAUAAAUAAGGUAAAUUUUAAGAUGCUUUGUAAACAUUUAAUGAGUUGUUAUAAAUAAAUACUUUCAAAUCAAAUGUACCUUAUAUCUACAAUACUAUAGGGUCUAUUUAUGAAUAAUAAAAUAUGAAAGACCAAGCAAUUAAAUAAUAUCAAAAAGCUUUAGAAAAUGAACCUUCUGAUUACGAAGCUCUAAUAAAUUUAGGAAAUUUAUACUUUUUUGAUAAAAAUAUGGUAAAAGAAGCCAACGAGUGCAUCAAGAAAGCCUUGGAUUUGAAUCCUAAUUGUUUUUUCACAUGGUAUAAAGCAGCUAAAUUUUAUGAUAAUAGCAAUUAAAAUUAAGAAGCAAUAUAUAAUUAUAAAAAGGCAUUAUCAAUAUUUCCACGAGAUUCGGAAAUCCUUUAUAGUUUAGCUUAAAUAUAUCAUAAAAUUGGAAAUAACUAAGAAGCAAUAAAAUUUGAAGAAAAAGUGAUAAAGAACAAUCAAAAAGAAUAUUACUUUCAUUUUUAUAAAGGAUGUUAAUAUAGAGAACCCGGACAUGAAAAUCAAGCAAUUAACUGCUUUUUAAAUGCUUUAGAAAUUGGCCUUGAAUUAUAUAGUCCUUUAAUAAACCUAGGGAUAAUAUAUUCUUAAAUGGGAAGACUAGAAGAAGCUUAAUCUUGCUAUUUAAAAAUUUUAAAAACUCACCCAUAAGAUUGGAAUGCUUUGCUUGGAUUGGCUAAAUUAUUUACAAAACGUGGAAUGAUAGAAGAAGCAAAAUUUUUUCUAUAGAAAUGUUCACUGAUUUAUAAUUUAGAUUAAGAUAACUGUGAUGAUAUUGUAUACUGUUAUUGUUAAUUAGGAAUGAUAGAAGAGGCCAUAAUUUGGUAUGAGAAUGCAUUAAAAUUUAUGCCUGAUUCUGUUUUUCAUUUAAUUAUUAUUGGUCAACUACACUUGAGAAAUGGAAAUAUUGAAAAAUCAAAAAUUUUUUUUGAAAAAAUUUUAAAAAUCCGACCUAAUUAAUCUUAUAUUUUGAAUAAUUUAGGAUUUGCUUACUAUUUGGAAGGAGAUUAUUCUAAAGCCAUAUCCUAUUACUAAUAAUCUUAAGAAAUAAACCCAAAUGUGUAUGACACUUUCAACAAUUUAGGAUUAAUUUAUCAAAAUUAAGGAUUUGCAGAAUAAGCAAUUCAACAAUAUGUAAAAGCUAUAAAUAUUUUACCAAAUUUUGCAGAAGCUUUGAAUAAUUUAGGAUCUAUUUAUUUUUAAAUUGGAGAGUUUGGAACAGCUAUUUAUUACUACAUGGAAGCUCAAGAAGCUGAUCCUCAAUUUUUAGAACCUUAUAAGAGCUUAGGUUACAUUUACAAAAAAAUAGGAUAGGUAGAGGAAGCAAACAAUAUAUUUGAUUAGCUAACUUAGUUAAAAUAAAAACAAUAAAAAUAAUUUGAUUUUAAAAAUUAUAUAUCCAUAACAUAAUAAUGA
This is a messenger RNA of Tetrahymena thermophila SB210, 1740 nucleotides long. Its product is annotated as tetratricopeptide repeat protein. Gene Ontology annotation, molecular function: protein binding. The record is from RefSeq and is a predicted model, not a curated record. The transcript has a single exon. Lineage: Eukaryota; Ciliophora; Oligohymenophorea; Hymenostomatida; Tetrahymenidae.